AUGGUGCCGUUGCCGCUGUUUAAGCUCGGAUCGCUGUUUCUGAGGCAUAUUUCCAAAUAUGGCGCGAACCAAAUCAAGAAGCAAGCCCACGACCAUGCCCGAUUCCGCGCCUUUGCCGCCCGCUACGGGCAGAUGAUGCACCAGCUCAACAUGCGCAUGUCGGUGGCCCUGCUCCGCGAUCCCGAGGCGGAGCGGCGCGCCAAGGAAAAAGCCGAGGCGCCGACGGUCAAGACGGAGGCGCAGGUGAAGCGCGAGGAAGAAGCGGCCAGGGAAAAGGAGGAAAAGGAGAGGAGGAAGAAGACGGCGGCGGCAACGAGCACAGGAACAGCAACAACGGCGGCAUCGACGACGGGGACAAGCACAGGAUCGGCAGCAACGGCGGCAUCGACGACGGGGACGACGAGCACAGGAUCGGCGUCAACGACGGCGGCGACGGCGACGACGACGACGACGACGACAAGGCACUCCAAGAAGCGGCGGCCGCAGACGUUUCAGAACAUCUGGACGCGCAAGUUCCGGGCGCUGCCCGAGGACAAGGCCGUGGACCUGUUUGCCGACGUGGUGGGCGACACGUUCAUCCUGGGGGUGGCGGUCGCGCUCAUCCUGUACGAGUACUGGCGCGCGCAGCAGAAGCCGGACAGCAACAAGGAGCGCAUCGAGGAGCUGGCGCGGCGCGUCGACGAGCGCGACGAGGCGCUGCGCGAGGCCGAGGCGGAGCACCAGCGGCGGCUCGAGACGCUGGAGCGGGCGCUGCGGUCGCUCCAGGACCCCAAGUCCAAGAAGCCGCUGCUGCCGUCGCUGCAGGAAGCGGCGGCGGCGCCGACAUUGUGA
Molecule: messenger RNA, 831 nt
Organism: Akanthomyces muscarius
Lineage: Eukaryota; Fungi; Ascomycota; Sordariomycetes; Hypocreales; Cordycipitaceae
Exons: 2
Coding region: 1-831 (276 amino acids)
Biological process (GO): regulation of lipid metabolic process
Cellular component (GO): mitochondrion
Source: RefSeq, a predicted model, not a curated record